Molecule: messenger RNA, 1420 nt
Organism: Molossus molossus (Pallas's mastiff bat)
Lineage: Eukaryota; Metazoa; Chordata; Mammalia; Chiroptera; Molossidae
Gene: GPR176
Product: G protein-coupled receptor 176
Exons: 2
Coding region: 6-1373 (455 amino acids)
Biological process (GO): G protein-coupled receptor signaling pathway
Cellular component (GO): plasma membrane
Molecular function (GO): G protein-coupled receptor activity
Source: RefSeq, a predicted model, not a curated record
ACUUCAUGGUGUUAUGGUCAACUUGCCGCACAACCGUGUUCAAAUCUGUCACCAACAGGUUCAUUAAAAACCUGGCCUGCUCGGGGAUUUGUGCCAGCCUGGUCUGCGUGCCCUUUGACAUUGUCCUCAGCACCAGUCCGCACUGUUGCUGGUGGAUCUACACCAUGCUCUUCUGCAAGGUCGUCAAGUUUUUGCACAAAGUCUUCUGCUCUGUGACUAUCCUCAGCUUCCCUGCCAUUGCCUUGGACAGGUACUACUCAGUUCUCUAUCCGCUGGAGAGAAAAAUAUCUGAUGCCAAGUCUCGUGAACUGGUGAUGUACAUCUGGGCCCAUGCAGUGGUGGCCAGCAUUCCAGUGUUUGCAGUGACCAAUGUGGCCGACAUCUAUGCCAUGUCCACCUGCACCGAAGUUUGGAGCAACUCCUUGGGCCACCUGGUAUAUGUUCUGAUCUAUAACAUCACCACGGUCAUUGUGCCUGUGGCUGUGGUCUUCCUCUUCUUGAUACUGAUUCGGCGGGCACUGAGCGCUAGCCAGAAGAAGAAGGUCAUCAUAGCAGCGCUCCGGACCCCACAGAACACCAUCUCUAUCCCCUAUGCCUCCCAGCGGGAGGCCGAGCUGCACGCCACCCUGCUCUCAAUGGUGAUGGUCUUCAUCUUAUGUAGCGUGCCCUAUGCGACCCUGGUUGUCUACCAGACUGUGCUCAACAUCCCUGACACUUCUGUCUUUUUGCUGCUCACUGCCAUUUGGCUGCCUAAGGUCUCUCUACUAGCGAACCCUGUGCUCUUUCUUACUGUGAACAAAUCUGUCCGCAAGUGCUUGGUAGGGACCUUGGUACAGCUGCACCACCGGUACAGUCGCCGUAACGUGGUGAGUACAGGCAGUGGGCUGGCUGAUGCCAGCCUGGAGCCCAGCAUGCGCUCAGGAAGCCAGCUCCUGGAGAUGUUCCACAUCGGGCAACAGCAGAUCUUUAAGCCCACGGAGGACGAGGAAGAAAGUGAGGCCAAGUACACUGGCUCUGCUGACCUCCAGACCAAGGAGAUACUUAGCACCUGCCUGGAGGGAGAGCAGGGGCCACAGUUUGUACCCCCUAUGUCACCCCCGGGCACAGUGGACUCUAUAUCCCAGGUGGCACCAGCAGCCCCUGUGGAGCCUGAGACUUUCCCUGGCAAGUAUUCCCUGCAGUUUGGUUUUGGUCCUUUUGAGUUGCCUCCUCAGUGGCUCUCAGAGACCCGAAACAGCAAAAAGCGGCUGCUUCCCCCCUUGGGUAACACCCCAGAAGAGCUGAUCCAGACAAAGAUGCCCAAGGUAGGCAGGGUGGAGCGAAAGCUGAGCAGAAACAAUAAAGUGAGCAUUUUCCCAAAGGUGGAUUCCUAGCAAGGAUUCAAAAUCCUGGAAGCAGCAGAGAGUUCCCCCAUUCCGGC